AUGGUUACACGCCCGGAAAGCCCCGGGGGAAACUCGAUGCUGCACGCGCAAAUUCGCAGCUUGCAAAGGCAACUAGACGCCAAGACGGAGGAGACUGCCUCACUUCGUCGUCAGUUGGAGACGAGAGACGAAAUGGAUGUUGGCCUGCUCAGCGAACAGUUACGGUCGGCAACACGCGAGUGUGCCAUGUGGAAGGGGCGAGCAGAAGCUGCCGAGAAACGGGUCGUGGUGCUCGAACGCUUCACACGUAAGAUUCGGUGCCUCAAAGGGGGAGAUGGGCAAUACGAUUCGGCUGAUGUGUCUUCCAGGGAGCGAGAGAGCACCGACAUGACCGGAACCGAGGAUGGGGAGUUGGUGACAUCGAGAAUUAAAUUGGCAUUCAGGAAUUUGGAUGGCACCAGAAGCGGCGAUGGCGGAGCCGCUGCGUGGUGGAAUACAAGGAACGGUGUCGAUGAAGGGAUUAAACCCUCCUCGGGGUUGUGGAAGCAGUCCAAGAAUUGA
Molecule: messenger RNA, 501 nt
Organism: Colletotrichum gloeosporioides
Lineage: Eukaryota; Fungi; Ascomycota; Sordariomycetes; Glomerellales; Glomerellaceae
Exons: 2
Coding region: 1-501 (166 amino acids)
Source: RefSeq, a predicted model, not a curated record